UGAGUAGCCUGGGGAUGCAACUUAGAUGCGCAUGUGUAGAUAAACUGCAGUGGAUUUGUUGUUCAAACUGUGAAAAGUACUACUAGUAGGCUGGAGCAUUCCAGUUGACUUGAGUACAGGGCUUCAUGAGUCUAUUCUAAAACGUCCUCAACACUGUAUGUCCUUUAAGAGGAUCCAAGAAAGCCUCAUGUUGAAGUCACGAGCGUAUAUUUUCGUGGUCGUCGAAGAAAAGCUCGGUGUGUAAAAUGAACUACCCGAUCAGAAAAGAGCUUGUUGGAAAGCGUUUUAUGUGUGUUCGCGACAGAACUACACAAAAUAGUAGACCAAACUCAAGAUCAAAUAGAUUUUCAAAUCCACUGGACUACACAUGGAAAUGUGGAAUCAUAAGGGCUUGUUCAAAAGAGGAUAGCAAUGACAUUGAACAAAAGGUUUUAGUUGAGUAUGAUAACCAGGAUUGGUCAUCUAGGGAAUGGAUAAGUAUUUACAAGGAAACUUGGAAAAUCUUCCUUGUGGAAGAGAGAAUGGUAUGGGCACAGCGCGAAGAUCCCAACAAUCCAAAAAGACCAAUUUUAUGGCCAGCCUUGACAUUUUACAGUCUUGUUGAUAAGCAUGGUUUGGAUGAAAGCAAUUCUAUUGGUGUUGAAUUUUUAGGGGAUCACAUGAGAACAUUUUGCACAAGCAAUGAAAUGCGUCAAUACCAAGAGGAUGAUGGCCUCCAACCAGCACUAAGAAACAAUUCAAAAGUUGUGAAUGAGCUGAUGAAUUGGCAGACUUUACAGAAGUCUCAAGGAAUUCUUAUUCAUGGUCCGUUUACUUUAACAGGGUUUCGAGUCCAAGUAUACAGAGAAAAGUGUAGACAGUGGUUUUCUGCUGUUAUAACUUCACAUGAUCUCAUUACCAGGGAAAUGGAUGUGAUGGAUGACACUGUCUUACAGACUCAUAGAAUCAACCCAAGACUUGUGAUGGUUCUCUUAUUGGCAAAUGAGGUGGAAUUAGACAGUAUGCUCAGAGGGGAUUUAGUCAGGGUCCUUCCAUCACGCCGCAAUCGACAGUCAGUUGUCAUAACUUCUCCAUCUCCUGAAACAAAUAAUUCUGGAAACUCUAUGUGGCAGUUUUUAAAUGACAUGUGGAACGAACCACAUGCAUGUCAUUCAGGACAGGAUUCCAGUGCCAGAUAUUCUUCAUCAUUAACCGUAAACAAAGCACCAGCUACAACCCAAGAGGGAACCWCUGCUAAGUCAGCUACACAAAAAAGACGGAAAAGCAAUACGUCCAGGCAGAGCAAAAGAAAGUCAAGUGAAUACACUGAAUCACCUCARCCAAACCAACCCACUUCAAAUUUAAGACUUUUAUCACCUUAUCAAAACCAAGAAAAUACUUCRACACAUCAAAACCACAUGUCCUCCCCAGUGCAAUCAUCCUUGGGACACUCAUCAUCCUCUGGUCAUCAUCUUUCAUCUCCAAUUUCAAGUCCAGUUCAUCAUCGUUCRCACUAUAGCUCCAUGGAAGAUCUUUUACGUACCAGCUCCAGUCCUUCCAGGCAGCAUAUCUCGCCUCAAAGACCCAGCAGUGCUUCCCUGAUUCAUCCCUCUCCUCAAAGACCUUACAGUUCCCCACAGAAAACACCACCGCACGUAAGACUUUCACCAGGAGAUCAACAAACGGCAACAUCCAAGAUGGUUGAUCCAAAACAUGGACUUCUUGGAUCUCCUAGUCACUCUAACAUGAGGCAAUAUACUCCUCCCCAUUCCUCAGCAAGUYUGUCCCCUUUUAGAGCYAGUGAAGUAUUUGCAACCCCUGUGCUUCAACAGCAGCAUCAGCUUCAUCAACAACAACAACAACAGAUCAAGCAACAUCAGAACCUUUCUCAUUGUCAAAUGUAUAUUAGUCAGCUUCAACUCCUGGCUGAGCGACUGAAGUCAGUUCAGCAAGGAGCUCUUACACCAGAUCAGAGAGAAAUGUUGAACUUGUUAUACAAGCAUAUUUUACUUCAAUAYCAGGAAGCCAGCAUGUCAGACUAUCAUUCUCCAGCAGUUGCUGCAGCACGAUUACAGAUGCAGAUGCAACUGAAGUACCUUGAGGAUCAAGAAAAACAGUUGAAAUACAUGAGGCAGSCAUAUUUACCAUCCUUUGAGCCAGAACAUUUAAAGUCUUUUUUGUCACCCAAUGCUGUUGGCUCAAAUACAGAGCAUCUGCARAAUCUUUGUGCUAGCUUUUCACUACAGCAACACAACCAGGAAUUGCAGGAGGUGACCAAGAAUUUCGAUCAAAAUAAACCAACUGUGAAGGAACAUGUUGCAAGACUAAAACGAUUUAUGCCCAUUUUACAGGUACAAUUACCAAAUUGA
Molecule: messenger RNA, 2348 nt
Organism: Exaiptasia diaphana
Lineage: Eukaryota; Metazoa; Cnidaria; Anthozoa; Actiniaria; Aiptasiidae
Product: lysine-specific demethylase 3A
Exons: 11
Coding region: 246-2348 (700 amino acids)
Source: RefSeq, a predicted model, not a curated record